Messenger RNA from Tarenaya hassleriana, 525 nucleotides. RefSeq lists its product as uncharacterized. The record is from RefSeq and is a predicted model, not a curated record. The annotation marks the transcript as partial. Lineage: Eukaryota; Viridiplantae; Streptophyta; Magnoliopsida; Brassicales; Cleomaceae. The transcript has 2 exons.
CGAGAUGCAUACCAACACACAGGCUGCUACAAUCUUCUGUGCAAAGGGUUUGUUCUGGCGGUCAACACUUUCGCCCCUGGUGGAAUCAUCGAUCUUACGUCAGUGUAUGGAGGUCAACAACACGAAAUCAGUUUACUCAUAUGGAGGGAAAAAAACACAGGAGACUGGUGGCUCAAAGUUGAUGGAGUAAACGUCGGGUACUGGCCAAACUCGUUGUUCACUAGCCUGAAGGAUAGCGCGGACCGAGUGGAUUGGGGAGGUGAAAUUGUGAACGCACAGUACAUGCAUGGACACACAAGCACAGGUAUGGGAAGUGGGCACUUUCCAGAAGAAGGGUAUGGAAAGGCAGCCUAUUUCAGGAACCUUGAGAUAGUUGAUGCGUCUAACACUUUUAGGCCACCGCCACCACUUGAAGUCCCCACCUCGAGACCUGGUUGCUACGGUGUCCUCGUCGGAGACACGGGUACAGCAGCUGGGACUUACUUCUACUAUGGCGGUCCAGGCUCAAACCCUAACUGCCGUUGA